Molecule: messenger RNA, 1062 nt
Organism: Penicillium mononematosum
Lineage: Eukaryota; Fungi; Ascomycota; Eurotiomycetes; Eurotiales; Aspergillaceae
Exons: 1
Coding region: 1-1062 (353 amino acids)
Source: RefSeq, a predicted model, not a curated record
AUGGAACAAGCAGACCCACGACAGUUGUUCAAUACUUCUUGGACCAUCCACCGUCUAUCCCCUCUCCAUCAUGGGAAGGACUCUGAAACCCUCCUAGACAACAAGGUCGCCUUGAAAACAUAUGCAACACGUCUACGCGACCAUAUCACGGGGAAUGCCCUCGCUGGAAUUUAUACAAGCGCUAGUGCAGCAGAUGAUGAUGCGCUCUCCAAGACUGGCGCCCUAAAAGAUUGUCUAUGGCAACCAAUCUCUCCUCAAUCACUGCAUGACCGAGCGCCAAGCAGAUCGCAGGAUACCACUUUUCCUGGAAUUCUAGUAACACUAGAAUAUGAAAAUAUCAUCUACAAAGCAGCUUUGCUCGCAGACACAACAUCAUCCCCAAAUCAGCGCUCAGGAUCCACAUCUCUCCCUCUCCUCCUAACCAGAUUCCCGACUGCGCUCCGGCAAAUAUUCAUCGCUUUCCUAUCUACCAAUUUCGACACGUACUGCUCGCCCCUCCGGCUGCCAUCAAGCUUUCUCUGCGCAGGUCUGGAGACGUACAUCGAUACUUUGCGCACUCAACGACCAAGUACUAGCGACACAGUCGAAGAUGUUAUCAAAGAGUUACAGCUCACGCUCUCCUUUUCCUCGUCGAUCGCACCGGCACUGAAAUCUCUGAACGUCAGUGUCGCGCGCGCUUCACUUGCGGGCUUCCUGCGCGAUCAGUCUGGACAGUCGGCGCCGAAGUCGCGCAGUCUUCAGCAUAAACUGCGCAGCCCUUUCAUCGCCAAUCUUACUUCGUACCUGGAGACCCAUCUUGCCCUGAAGCUGGAUCUGGAUGGGUCGUCUUCCGACCAGGUUGCUAAGCAGCAUGUGCGACUCUCGAAGGUUGCCUGUGCUGCUUUCGUUUUGGGUAGUGAAGGACGUGUGAAGCUCGUUGUGCCUGCUGAUAGGGACGUUGGGAAUGGCGAUGAGGACUCUCGGCUUGGAGGCGACAAGAAUGAACUUGCUUUGGAGGCAGGAGAAUCCCUUCUACGCUUGGUCAUCCGGAAAGCUGUUCUGGAAGAUCAUUUGACUACAUGA